CUCCUCAAUCUCAAUGUCACUUAUAAACGAUAUAAUCACCAACCCCGCCUACCAUGACUACCUCGCGAUCCUUAAGGGUGCUCGCAAUGGUUUCGUCUACGGUGUCAAAGUACGAUUUCCACAUGCACUCGUCAUGUCCGUUCUCUUUGGCCGUGGGGACUGGAAAGCACGGGCGCGGGUCAUCUUCCGCGCUACCCGCCAACAUGCCUUCAAUCUUGCAAAAUUUGUAACUUUGUACAAAGUCAUUCUCCUACUUCAAAAGAAGUUCAACGGCGGGAAGGAGAGGAGCGCCGAUACCUUUGUGGCAGGACUCCUAGGAGGUUAUGCCGUCUUUGGCGACCGAAAUGCGGUGAACGAGCAGAUUGUACUCUACGUCGUUUCACGCGUCGUGGCAUCUUUCAUCCCUCGAUCAUCAUCUCCAUACAACACAUCCCCACAAUCAGCACUGGCGACCUCCGCGGUGAAACCUAUUCCUCCGAACUCCAAGUACUUUACGGUAUUUGCCGCUCUCUCAUGGGGUGCAGUUAUGUGGCUAUUCCGACACCGGGGAGAGACCAUCCAACCGGGGAUGUUUAACUCGAUGCAGUACCUAUACCGCGAUUCAGAAACGUGGAACGAUCUUAGAACAUUAUUCUGGCAUAACACAUGAGUUACACGUUCAAUCCAUACACACAUAAUAUUUAGCUUAUCGAAUUCCAACUCGGUUCCUUUG
This is a messenger RNA of Laccaria bicolor S238N-H82, 712 nucleotides long. RefSeq lists its product as uncharacterized. The transcript is spliced from 3 exons. The record is from RefSeq and is a predicted model, not a curated record. Gene Ontology annotation, cellular component: peroxisomal membrane. NCBI's taxonomy places the organism in Eukaryota, Fungi, Basidiomycota, Agaricomycetes, Agaricales, Hydnangiaceae. Bases 14 to 649 code for a protein of 211 amino acids.